CCCGCCGGCCACCCGGGCCGCAGCCCCCGGCUGCGCCCUCCCCGCCCGCCAGGCCCUGGAGGGACCCAGCAGCGGCCGCCGGCUUCAGCCCAUGGCCCGGAGGUACGAUGAGCUGCCCCACUACCCAGGCAUUGUGGAUGGCACUGCAGCCCUGGCUGGCUUCUUGGAGGCAGUGCCCUCGGCACCGAGAGCCCCGGGGCCCUACGGCCCCCACCGGCCUCCCCAGCCCCCUCCCCCGGGCUUGGACAGCGAUGGCCUGAAGAGGGAGAAGGACGAGAUCUACGGACACCCGCUCUUUCCGCUGCUGGCCCUGGUCUUUGAGAAAUGUGAAUUGGCCACGUGCUCACCCCGUGAUGGGGCCGGGGCUGGGCUGGGCACGCCCCCGGGCGGUGACAUCUGCUCCUCCGAUUCCUUCAACGAGGACAUUGCUGCCUUUGCCAAGCAGGUCUGCUCCGAGAGGCCCCUCUUCUCCUCCAACCCAGAGCUGGACAAUCUGAUGAUACAGGCCAUCCAGGUGCUCCGCUGCCACCUGCUGGAACUGGAGAAGGGAAAGAUGCCCAUCGACCUGGUCAUCGAGGAGCGGGACGGCGGCUACAGGGAGGAUCUUGAGGACUGCCCGGCGUCCUGCCCCAGCCUCCCGGAUCAGAAUAAUACCUGGAUUAGAGACCAUGAGGACAGUGGGUCUGUACAUUUGGGGACCCCGGGUCCAUCCAGUGGCGGCCUGGCCUCCCAGAGUGGGGACAACUCUAGUGACCAAGGAGACGGACUGGACACAAGCGUGGCAUCUCCCAGUUCUGGGGGAGAGGACGAGGAGCUGGACCAGGAGCGGCGUCGGAACAAGAAGAGGGGCAUCUUCCCCAAGGUGGCCACCAACAUCAUGAGAGCCUGGUUGUUCCAGCAUCUUUCGCACCCGUACCCCUCGGAGGAGCAGAAGAAACAGCUGGCGCAGGACACGGGGCUCACUAUCCUGCAGGUCAACAACUGGUUCAUUAACGCCCGGAGACGCAUCGUGCAACCAAUGAUAGAUCAAUCCAACCGCACAGGGCAGGGUGCAGCCUUCAGCCCGGAGAGCCAGCCCAUGGCGGGCUACGCGGAGACUCAGCCACACAUGACCGGCAGGCCGCCAGGAUCAAUGGGGAUGAGUUUGAACUUAGAAGGAGAGUGGCAUUAUCUGUAGACGCUGGAUUCAGAAGUACCCCAGUCUCCGGACUGUGACCACCAGGCUCACAUCUGGUUCUGGUCCCCGCCUGGCCCUCUGGCUUCAGGACCCCACCUCUUACGGCUCCCUCACUCAACGCCUACCUCCCUGGGGCCCCUCCGGGACAUGGGGGGCCUGAGCGCCCACGCGAGGGUCUCUCAAGGACAAAGACAAGGCCUCCAGGCCCUGCGCCCUGCUUCUGCCUUCACCUCCGCCCAGAACCUGAGCUGAGAUCCUGGGCCUGAGUCUUCAGAAGAUGGCGGCUGGGGGUCCCCCACCUCCAGGACAAAGAAGGGAUCGGAGGUGGGCUGGGGCCAUCAGGAAAGAAGGGUCACCUGGAUCCGACAUUUUGGAGAGGUUUCCUUCAUCCUCCCAGCCCACCCCCCUCCCCUCUUCCCUACCUCCCUUCUCUGAUGUCUUCUACUUUUUUUUUAAUGAUAAAGUCUUAAAAA
Ceratotherium simum simum (southern white rhinoceros) is the source of this 1650-nucleotide messenger RNA. RefSeq names its product Meis homeobox 3 (gene MEIS3). Gene Ontology annotation, biological process: regulation of DNA-templated transcription. The record is from RefSeq and is a predicted model, not a curated record. Gene Ontology annotation, molecular function: DNA binding. Lineage: Eukaryota; Metazoa; Chordata; Mammalia; Perissodactyla; Rhinocerotidae.